AUGGCUGCUCCCAAAAGCACAACAAGCACUCGCUUGACUCAGAUCAAGGACUUCCUAACCAUGAACAAGACUGCAAGCUUGUCCAUGCCUUUUGAUCCCGACUCUACCAUCUUCCCUACUCGUAAAGAGUUGCCCACUAUUCCCGGAGCUCCAGAAGGUGCCGCAUGGGUCUGGGGUGAAAACGACAACAUCGGCCGUCUUAACCUCCUAACACCAACUCGUGUCGCAGCAGCAGCAAAGGAAAUAAAAUCCGGAGAAAUCAUCCCUGUCAACCUCCCUCUCAACACUCCAGAAGUUCCUGCCUUUCACCGCGAGAGUUUCAAACACGAAAUCAAGACACUUGCUGCGGAUAUUGCUUACGAUGAUCUCUACUCUCUAAACACCCAAUCAGGAACUCAAUUCGAUGGGUUCCGUCACUUUGCUCACAUCCCUUCUGGCACUUUUUACAACAACACAAAGGGUUCGGAUAUCGUGGGUCCGAAUGCAAAUCACAAGUGUUCGAUUCAUCAUUGGGCUGUCCAUGGAAUCGCAGGUCGAGGAAUUCUUCUCGAUUACCGUGGUUACGCCCACAAAAAAGGCAUUGUUUAUGAUCCUUACGAGUACUAUCCCAUCUCCUUUGAAGAACUGAAACAUUGCGCGGAAGAUCAAGGAAUCGAUAUCCGCCCAGCUUCCCAAGGCGGUGAUGUCAAGAUUGGAGAUAUUCUAUUCGUGCGCACUGGUUGGGUUGAGGCCUAUCAUAGCAAAUCCCCUGCCGAACGUAACGAAUUGGCUGUGAGACCCCACGCAAUAGGCAAAGAUGACGGCCAGAGAUUUGCAGGACUUAGUCAGGAAGAAAGAAUGCUAGACUGGCUACACGACUCUUACUUUGCUGCUGUAGCCGGAGAUGCUCCUGCUUUUGAGGCUUGGCCAACACACGAAGACUACCAUCUUCACGAGUACAUACUUGCGCUUUGGGGCAUGCCAUUGGGGGAAAUGCUGGAUCUGGAGAAAUUGUCACAGACUUGUCGGGAGAAGAAUAGAUGGACGUUCUUCUUUACUGCUGCGCCGGCGAAUGUGCAAGGUGGUGUAAGCACGCACGUCAACGGCACCGCCAUCUUCUAG
This is a messenger RNA of Aureobasidium melanogenum CBS 110374, 1101 nucleotides long. RefSeq lists its product as uncharacterized. The record is from RefSeq and is a predicted model, not a curated record. The coding region runs from base 1 to 1101 and encodes 366 amino acids. Gene Ontology annotation, molecular function: arylformamidase activity. NCBI's taxonomy places the organism in Eukaryota, Fungi, Ascomycota, Dothideomycetes, Dothideales, Saccotheciaceae. The transcript is spliced from 3 exons.